Molecule: messenger RNA, 2071 nt
Organism: Terrapene triunguis (Three-toed box turtle)
Lineage: Eukaryota; Metazoa; Chordata; Testudines; Emydidae
Gene: GATB
Product: glutamyl-tRNA amidotransferase subunit B
Exons: 13
Coding region: 1-1656 (551 amino acids)
Biological process (GO): glutaminyl-tRNAGln biosynthesis via transamidation; mitochondrial translation
Molecular function (GO): glutaminyl-tRNA synthase (glutamine-hydrolyzing) activity
Source: RefSeq, a predicted model, not a curated record
AUGGCGGCCUCCAUACUGCGGCGCUCGCUUCUAACUCCGCGCUGCAGAGCUGGGGAUGUCGCCGCCCUGCACAGUGGACCGAGCCGGAGAAGGGCGCAGGCCCCAGGGCCCAUCGCUUCUGGCCGGAGAGCGGCGAAUAGUCCUGCGGGAGAGCGCGGUGUUGCUCCAUGGGUAGCAGUGGUGGGUCUGGAAAUUCAUGCACAGAUCAGUUCCAACUCAAAGCUUUUCUCUGGCUCCCAAGUCCAGUUUGCAGCACCACCUAAUUCUUUGGUAUCUUUCUUUGAUGCUUCUCUACCAGGGACCUUACCAGCUCUCAACAGGAGAUGUGUAGAAGCAGCAGUGAUGACAGGCCUCGCACUGAACUGCAGCAUAAACAAGAAGUCCUUGUUUGACAGAAAACACUAUUUCUAUGCAGAUCUGCCUGCUGGCUAUCAAAUCACUCAGCAGAGACUUCCCGUUGCUGUGAAUGGGAGUCUUUCAUACAGCCUCUGUGUAGGGAGAAAAAAGAACCAGAUGGUAACCAGGACUGUGAGGAUCAAGCAGAUCCAGUUGGAACAAGACAGCGGAAAGAGUCUUCAUGAUGACAUAAGGAGCCAGACUCUCAUUGACUUGAACAGGGCUGGUGUUGGCCUCAUGGAGGUUGUCAUGGAGCCUGAGAUGAGCUCUGGGGAAGAGGCAGCUGCAGCAGUCAGAGAGCUUCAGCUUAUUCUUCAAACACUUGGGAGCAGCCAGGCAAUCAUGGCAGAGGGUCAACUGAGAGUGGAUGCCAAUGUAUCUGUGCAUCACCCCGGAGAAGCUUACGGAGUAAGGACUGAAGUGAAGAAUAUCAAUAGUGCACGAUUCCUGGCAAGAGCGAUAGACUAUGAAAUACAGAGGCAAAUCAAGGAACUUGAAAAUGGAGGAACUGUUAUGAAUGAAACCAGAGCCUUUGAUUUCAAACUUGGGUGUACCAUACCAAUGAGAGAUAAAGAAGGAAAACAGGAUUAUCGGUUCAUGCCAGAGCCAAACCUCCCUCCAUUGAUUCUGUACGAUACUAAAUCAUUGCCCGCUAAUACGAACCAUCAGCAAGUGGUGAAUAUUGAUUGGAUUCGGGAGAGGCUUCCUGAUCUCCCCAGUGUGAGGAGAGUGAAGCUUGUUGAACAGUAUGGGAUUCUGCCUGAACACAGUUUCACCUUACUGAAUGAAGACGGAUUAAUGGAGUUCUUUGAAAGUGUAGUGAGACAGACACAGAUGAAUCCAAAGAAAGUGAUUGGCUGGAUUCUAAAUGAUAUGCUUGGUUAUUUAAAACAACACAACCUUAAAGUCAAGGAAAGUCCAGUCAGUUCUCUCUUCCUGGCUGACCUUCUAAACCUUCUAGAGAGAGGAACAAUUUCUUCUUCAGCAGCCAAACAAGUGCUUGAGGAAUUGUGGAAGGGGGAGGGGAAGACCCCACUUCAAAUUGUUAAAGAAAAGAAACUUGAACUGAUCCAGGAUCAGCAAGAGCUUGAACAGAUCUGUCAGGCAGUGAUGGAAGGACAUCAGGAAGAGGUUAUGGAGAUAAAGAAGGGAAACCAAAAAGUUCUGAAUAAACUGAUUGGACUGGUUCAAAGAACAACAAGAGGGCGAGUAGAUCCUGUGCUGGUGAAACAAAUAUUAGAGAAGAGGCUGUCACAGUAACUUUCAGAGCAACUUGCACAGGUCCCUACAGAGGGAAUGACUGGACAUUCCCUGGACUUUGUACAGUUCAAUUCCAGCCUGAGCUAGAAAAAGAUACUGUGUAGUCUCAGCAUGGAACAGAAUUAUUAUUCCCUUUUGGUGGUUAUUCAGGUAGUAUCUUAUUAUACAGUCUUCCUUGAAUGCUUCACCCUCUGUCAGGACAAAAGAAAAGAUAUUCAGUGCAAAUGAAUAGAAGAAACUAGUAUUGAGUGCUGUUCAUUUUUCCUGUAGCUGGUUUUGCACACAUGAGAAAGGUAAGUGAUUCAAUACGUUACUGUUUGUCUGAAUACUCUAGAACUUGUAUCAGAUGUAUGUUGUGAUACAGUAUUGCCAGGUAGCAAUGUUUUUCUGAAGGAAUAGAAAUUUACGCAUUUUA